Messenger RNA from Xiphophorus couchianus (Monterrey platyfish), 5579 nucleotides. RefSeq lists its product as uncharacterized. Bases 677 to 2698 code for a protein of 673 amino acids. Gene Ontology annotation, biological process: DNA integration. The transcript is spliced from 2 exons. NCBI's taxonomy places the organism in Eukaryota, Metazoa, Chordata, Actinopteri, Cyprinodontiformes, Poeciliidae. Gene Ontology annotation, molecular function: nucleic acid binding; zinc ion binding. The record is from RefSeq and is a predicted model, not a curated record.
ACAGCCAUCUUUAAAUCCAUUGGCCUUGCCGUUUAAGCAUCACUACUCUGGUGCGGAACGAGGAGAACUUAGCUUAGCUGAAGUUCUAGCAAACUCCCUUACCUUAAACCGACUUCCUGUACCAGAGCCAGCUAUCUUUAGUGGUGACCCUCUAAAGUUUGUUGACUGGAAAGUAUCCUUUAUGGCGCUAAUUGGCAACAAACCCUUACCUGCUUGUGAGAAAAUAUUGUAUCUAAAGAGUUAUAUUGCAGGUGAAGCUCGAAAGGCGGUAGAGGGAUAUUUUUAUCGCAACACUGAAGAAGCAUACCAGGGCAUCUGGAAUGUCCUGCAAGAAAGGUAUGGCAGCCCAUUCAUUGUCCAAAGAGCAUUUAGAAACAAGCUUACAAAAUGGCCCGAAAUAGCUGCUAACGAUCCUUUAGCACUGAGAGAGUUUGCAGACUUUCUUCAGAGCUGUGCAUAGGCUAUUCCCCAAGUCAAGGGCCUAGAAAUCCUGAAUGAUUGUGAGGAAAAUCACAAGCUUCUCAAAAAACUGCCUGACUGGAUAAUACAGAGAUGGAGUCGCAUUGUUGUGGACGAGCUAGACAAACAUCAGGAGUACCCCAGCUUUGUUCACUUCACACAGUUCUUACAAAAGGAAGCUAAAGUUGCUUGUCACCCUGUCGCCUCACCAUUCCUAAUGAGUGACAAAACAGAGGAGAGACACAUUAAAAGAGCAAAAGCACUAACUACAACUGUCCAGACAAAGUCUCCCUUCCCCACAGUGGUCGCUCCUAAACCUAAACCACCUUGUUUGUUUUGCAAAGACAAAUUGCAUGGUGUAGCUAAGUGUCCUACAUUUUCAGCAAAAACCAGUGAUGAAAAGAAAGUUUUCAUUCGUGAAAAUCACCUCUGCUUCGGAUGUUUAAGAAAAGGCCAUGUAACUAAAGAAUGCAAAGGACGUCACUCCUGCAGUAAGUGUGGCCGACGUCACCCCACCUGUCUCCACACAGAGGGAGUAAAGGAACCCAAAGAAAGGAGAACUGAGGACUCUGUUCCCCCAGCUGAGAAUGCAAACAAGGAAGUGCAUAAAGUCAUGACCCAUGUACUUACGAGAAAAACAUCUGCAACAUCAAGCAUAGUACCAGUUUUUGUGUCAGCAGCAUCAGAGCCACAGAAAGAAAUACUCACGUAUGCCCUGCUUGACACCCAAAGUGACUCUUCCUUCAUUUUAGGAGACUUGGCCUCUGAGCUGAAUGUGGAUAAGCAACCAGUGCAGUUAAAGCUCAGCACAAUGACCUCUGUUGACACAGUUGUAGCAAGCAGACUUGCUAGCAACUUAAAGGUGCGUAGCUUUGACUCUGAUUCUCACGUCAAAAUAAAACAAGCCUACUCUCGUGACUUUAUCCCAGUUGACAAGUCCCAUAUUCCCUCUAGAGAAACUACACUUCAGUGGCCACACCUUAAAGACCUAGCCAACCAGCUACAGCCACUACAAAAUUGUGAAGUGGGCUUGCUAAUCGGUUAUGACUGUCCAUCAGCACUAGCUCCCCUAGAAAUAGUCACAGGACAAUUGAACGAACCUUUUGCACAAAGAACCAUUCUUGGUUGGAGUGUCAUUGGGUCUGGUAAUCCCCACUUAGACAGAGAGGGAAAUCAGAGUUAUGUGCACCGCAUCAAUGUCAAACAAAUGCCCACACCCUCAGCUGCUGACGUGCUUAGAGUCUUAGAGUCAGACUUCAAUGAGAGAAACUAUGAGGAUAAAUAUGUAUCCCAGGACGAUGUUCGUUUUUUACAAAUCCUCAGUGACACAAUAAAGCAGAGAGAAGAUGGACACUAUCAGAUGCCCCUUCCCUUCAAGGAUAGUAAGCCACCAACCCUUCCCAACAAUAAGAGGCUAGCCACAGUCCGACUGCAACACCUAAAGAAAAGGCUAAAGGCUGACAAACAGUAUCAUGAGCAUUACAAAGCCUUUAUGAAAGACAUUAUCAGUAGUGGUGAUGCAGAACUAGCCCCUCCUGUGACAGAUGAUGAGAUCGCUUGGUAUAUCCCACACCAUGGGGUGUACCACCCCAAAAAGCCAACGAAGUUAAGAGUCGUCUUUGACUGUUCUGCUAAGUUUCUUGGCGUCUCACUGAACGAUACUCUUCUCACAGGUCCUGAUAUGAUUAACUCACUGGUGGGGGUACUCUGUCGUUUCAGAAGGGAGAAUGUAGCCAUCAUCUGCGACAUCGAACGAAUGUUCCAUCAGUUCUUCGUCUGCCCAGAGAUGCGUAACUACUUACGAUUUCUGUGGUGGCCGGAUGGACAAUUAGAAGUAGAGCCCAAAGAGUACAGAAUGGCAGUGCAUUUGUUCGGUGCUGGAUCUUCCCCCGGAUGUGCUAAUUUUGGUCUUAAGUACCUGGCACAACAGCACAGAUCUGACUACCCGAAAGCAUCCAACUUUGUUGAAAGGAGUUUCUAUGUAGACGAUGGGUUGACAAGUGUUCCAUCAGUCAAAGAGGCUCGAGAGCUCAUAAAUGAAACACAAGCCCUUUGCAAACUUGCAGGUUUACAUCUGCACAAGUUUAAUUCCAACGAAAGUGAUGCUCUCUCUCAUCUUCCACCUUCAGAAAGAGCCACUACAACAGAGUCACUCGACCUCAAACCUGAUACUACACCUGAAGGUCAUGUGCUUGGAAUCAGUGGUCAGUUAAAAAUGACACCUUCAGCUUCAGUGUAAAUACAAAGGACCAGCCUCCUACUCGCCGGAGCCUACUGUGAGUUAUCUCAUCUUUAUAUGACCCACUGGGCUUUGUAGCUCCCUUCACUUUGAGUGGCAAAGGUAUCCUACAGGAGCUCUGCCGUAGAGGUACCGAAUGGGAUGACCCCAUUCCUGACAACCUGCGCUCACGGUGGGAGGACUGGAAAAUUGGUUUGGAAAAACUUAAAUCAGUCAUAGUACCCAGAUGUUUCCAUCCACCUGAACUAAAAGACAUUGUUAAAGUGGAACUGCAUCACUUCUCUGAUGCCAGUAACAUAGGCUAUGGAGCAUGUUCCUACAUUAGGUUCAUAAGUGAUGACAGCAAAGUGCACUGUAGUCUGGUUAUAGCUAAAGCUAGAGUCGCACCUACCAAAGUUAUAAGCAUACCACGACUAGAACUGUCAGCCGCAGUCACCUCAGCUAAGAUGAGCUUUAUGCUAAGAUCAGAGCUCGAGAUUAACAUUGAUGAGGAGUUCUUUUGGACUGACUCCCAAGUAGUCUUGGCAUAUAUCAACAAUGAGGCACGAAGAUUCCAUGUCUUUGUCGCAAAUCGUGUCCAGUUGAUUAGGGAAAUUACAGAUCCCAAACAGUGGCACUACAUUGACACAGCUCAGAAUCCAGCAGACCAUGCCUCUAGAGGCCUUAGUGCAUCAGAGAUUAUGACAACCUGCUGGCUAUCUGGCCCAAAGUUUCUGUGGGAACAAGAGAUUUCCUACUCAGCUGCCCACUCAGCUGAACUAUUGGUAGGUGAUCCAGAAGUUAAAGCAGUCAAAACCUUUACAACUCAAACAAGCGAACAAGACACCGUCCUCAGACGCUUCGAAAGGUUCUCUAGCUGGUCAAUGCUCCUUAAAGUAGUGGCAAGAAUAAAAAGACUGAGACCAAACAUAACCCAAUAUGGCAGUGUUGUAACUGCGGAUGAACGCAAAGGAGCCGCUGACACAAUAAUAAAACUCCUCCAGCAGCAAUCCUUUUUUCAAGAGCUGAGAGUGUUGAAGGCAAAAGAUAGUCUCCCAAGUUCAAGCCCUCUCUUUCAACUGGAUCCCGUUGUAGAUCAGGGUCUUCUCCGGGUUGGAGGAAGACUAAAACAGUCAACACUCUGCCAAGGUUUGAAACACCCUAUUAUCCUCCCAAAAGACCAUCACAUUACAAACCUGAUCAUAUCUCACUUUCAUUCAAAGAUUUGUCAUCAAGGCCGAAGCCAGACGCUCAUGGAGAUCAGAGCAAAUGGGUUUUGGGUGAUUGGUGGGAGCAAAGAAGUUGCAAAGCUAAUAAGCAGAUGUGUUCAAUGUCGAAAGCUUCGACGGCCUCUUGAGGAACAACGCAUGUCGGAGCUACCGAAGGAACGAGUUGAGGUCUCAGAUCCUUUCACCUACAGUGGAAUGGAUUGUUUCGGUCCAUUCACCACCAAGCAAGGUCGCAAGGAGCAAAAGAGGUAUGGACUCCUCUUUACCUGCCUUUCCUCACGCGCAGUUCACAUUGAAAUGCUAGAGAAUCUGUCUACAGACUCUUUCAUUAACGGCCUAAGAUGCUUUAUCAGCUUAAGAGGAGCUGUCUGUAAGCUGUACUGCGACCAAGGUACAAAUUUCGUUGGGGCCAAAAAUGAGCUAAAAGAGGCUCUCAAGGAAUGUGAUAGAAAUACCUUGGAGGCUUUCCUUGCAGAUAAGCAGUGCGAAUUCAUAUUCAACGCCCCAUCUGCCAGCCACGCCGGAGGUGUGUGGGAACGACAGAUUCGAACCAUCCGCAGUGUUCUCAAUGCUACCAUUACUCAAUCACAAGGCAGGCUGGAUGACGCUUCUCUAAGAACACUGUUUUAUGAGGCAAUGUCUAUAAUCAAUGGCCGACCACUAAGCGUUGAUGGAAUCAAUGACCCUAAAUCACCUGAACCUCUAACUCCAAACCAUCUCAUAUUAAUGAAAUCAAAGGUUGCACUGCCCCCUCCUGGAAAGUUUGUGAAGGAGGACUUGUAUGCAAGAAAAAGAUGGCGCAGAGUGCAAUAUCUAACAGAACAGUUUUGGAGUAGGUGGAAAGUGGAGUACCUUCUGAACAUAUCUACAAGACAAAAAUGGCAUCUGCCUCGUCGCAACCUUGAGGUCAAUGACAUUGUCAUCGUAAAGGAAGACAUACUUCCCAGAAGUCAGUGGCAACUGGGUCGAGUUGUUGAAGCACCACAAGAGGACGACGGCUUGGUGCGCAGAGUCAAGCUUCAAGUUGGUGAUCGAAAUUCAAUAAAGAAGCAGGGUACAACACACAAACCUCACAUUAUUGAGAGACCUGUUCAAAAACUUGUAGUUCUUUUAGAAAGUCGCUAACUGACAUUCAUUAGUCUCACAUCAGACAUUAUAUUGCUGAAGGUUAAAGUGUGACAUUAACUGUAUUCUGUUUGUUGGCUACUUCUUUAAUGUCCAUUUGUCAUGCUUAAAAUCAUGUAUGAAUCGUUAACGUGUUCUCAUCAUACAUGAUUUGGUGGGAGUGUAAAUGCCCAUUCCAUUGUUUGUGCUGUUUGUGGGUUGCUACCCAUGGUGCCCACUGGGGGCGCUAUGGGUUGGUUCACUCUGAGUUGGUGCCUUCAUUUGAGGUGGAGAAUGAGAGGAAGUGUUGCUAGUCGGUCAGAGCUUUGGGCGGGAAUAUCCCACGGAUAGGAGGAGGAGGAUGUUCUUCAUCUUUGUGACUCUGGGUUAGCGCACUUUCUUCAGAGAAGGCUAGAGGCAGCACUGCACGGACUUUGCCGCCGUGGACUUUGCAGCCCUUGGACAGCGGAGCGAGUUUUCACGGUGUAUUUGGAGCACGGUGUAUUUCAGUGCUAUUCAGCAAACUUGGCUGUGAAAGAAGCAAAUACAAAGCUACUACACCCGUCGAA